Messenger RNA from Orbicella faveolata, 987 nucleotides. RefSeq names its product heparanase-like. The record is from RefSeq and is a predicted model, not a curated record. Gene Ontology annotation, cellular component: extracellular matrix; membrane. Gene Ontology annotation, molecular function: hydrolase activity, acting on glycosyl bonds. NCBI's taxonomy places the organism in Eukaryota, Metazoa, Cnidaria, Anthozoa, Scleractinia, Merulinidae.
UAGGUGGUUAAACAAACUCGGCAUGGCCGCUCAACAUGGUUAUAAAGUAAUUAUCAGGCAAUCAAUGUUUCAAGGAGAAUAUUCGUUGGUUGGUAAAGACUUGGAACCAAAUCCUGAUUUUUGGCUUUCACUCCUCUAUAAAAGAUUAUUUGGCACCAAAGUCCUAGCAGUACACCGUGCUUACUAUCUUCCAGAAAUGGUGAGAAUCUUUGCCCAUUGUACCAACAGGAAAGCUGGGUACACGCAAGGCGCCAUAUCGUUUAUGGCUAUAAAUUUACAUCCGAAAAGACGAGCGGAGAUAACGUUUUCGGAGAGCCUUCAAGGACUUGGUUUAGAAGAAUAUCUUUUCACUCCAGAGGAAUCCAUAACCUCCAGAAAGAUAAGACUUAAUGGCAAGUUGCUUGAGAUGGGUGUCGACUCGUCAUUUCCAGUCUUCCAACCGAAUCCAGUUCCGCCAGGCGAUCCCCUGAUCCUUCCACCCCUGACGUAUGCUUUCUACGUUGUUCCUGAAGCUAAUGCAUUGGCGUGCUUGGAGCCAUGAUGGAAGGAUAUCUGACAACCUAGAAAUUUUAAACAUUUUAAAACUCUUUGGUUUUGUGACAAUUUUCAGCCUACGAAAGCUGAGCUUGAUUACAGACGUCGCUCAAAUCCCGUGGAAAUGGAUUAUGGAAGACGAGCGAUACACUGUAAGAAAUACAGCAUGGAAGAGAGACAAAUAAAUUCAGGAAUUACUAAAAGAAAAAAGAAACGACAAAAAAAAAAAUUCCUCUUCUUGUUGUUGUGGUCUUUUCGGGUGAUCUUGCUUGUUGUAUGAGGGGGUUAAAAAAAUGGUUCGCACAAUCACAGGCUAGAGGCUGGUUUCUUCCUUUCAGGUUUCAUCUUUUGUGGUUAAGUCUUCUUUAAUCAAAUUGUUCUAUGAGCAAAACUCGUGAAUACAAACGGUGAAUGAAAUUAUGUUCGGAGCUCCUGACUAUGGGCUCCUGAUUA